CAUGAGCUGGCAACACUAGUUUGCACCAUAAACAAAUCGUUUGUGCUUCUUCUUCACAUUUUGCUAUUCAACGGGGUAACCUCCGUCAUGCGCUCCUUCUUAGGCGAUUUUAGCAAACAAUGGUUCAGCCAAACUCCAUCAAUAAAACAAACGAGUCAACAAUAAGAGUGCCAUUCGAUUCGGCACGACAUGCGGAAAUCGCCUUUCGUGUAUUAAGCGUCGACUUGGAGCCGCACCGAAAUUUUGUGCAGAAAAAGCUGAGUCUGGAAGGGGACGUACUGACCGUGCAUUUUAGUGCCGACCAGGUGAAGAAUCUGCGGACUGCUAUCACCUCGUUCUUUGAGUGCCUACUGCUCUGCCAGGAUACUAUCAAACAGUUUGGUGCGCCAACGCUGGAUCAGAAUGCCGGAACACAGCCCAGCGCCCACACCGCAUAGAGCCAUCUAUGGAUUUGCGUUCUACAUGCUCUU
Molecule: messenger RNA, 470 nt
Organism: Scaptodrosophila lebanonensis
Lineage: Eukaryota; Metazoa; Arthropoda; Insecta; Diptera; Drosophilidae
Gene: Tcs6
Product: EKC/KEOPS complex subunit LAGE3
Exons: 2
Coding region: 120-437 (105 amino acids)
Cellular component (GO): EKC/KEOPS complex
Source: RefSeq, a predicted model, not a curated record